GAGAGGGAGGGAAGGAGGGAGAGGCGCGCGCAUGCGCUGUAGGGACACGGCCGUGGAGGGGUGACGUUGCGCUCUUAGGCCGAGAGGAAGCGCAUCCUCGCUGAAGAGAAUCCUUCAAAGGAAGGGAAAAAAGAGGGGAGGCUUCGGCCUUCUCCGGCCCGGCCUGCGGAGAUGCUCUCGGCGUGACGUGGUGUGAGUUUCCCCCUCGCUUCCUCCCUCCCCGACUCGAGCCAUGGCAUCCUCGCCCGGCUGGCCCGAGUCUGUGGCCCGCCAGGCCGAGGAGGUGUCGGCCCGGCUGAGGGAAGUCCUGUCGGCCGGCGCGGGCCUCUUGCGCACCGAGCUGGGCCUCGAGCUCCCGCCGGCCUUGGAGCCUCAGCGCCUGCCCGGGUGGCUGCUGCUCCUCGCCACGUCGCUCCUGCCGCUGCUGCUCCUCUUGGUGCUGCUGUGGGGCCUGCGCUGCGGCCGCGGAGGGAGCGCUCGGCCGAGGCGCCUCCGGAGGACCACCGCCGAGGAGGAGGAGGAAGACGAGGACGAAGAGGAGGACGACGACGAGGAGGAGGAAGCCGCGGCCACCCCCAAAGCGGGCCUGGCCAGAGGCGGAGGCGGCCCUCACAAGGGGCCCCCCCUGACAGGCCCGGCGGGGCUCCUGCUGAAGGCGGACGAGCAGAAGAAGCGGAAUAAGAAGAAGGCGCCCGAGAAAGCGGGCAGGCUUAAUGGUCAACCUGCUCAUGAAAUUUCUGAAGAGGAAAUAACGCCUACAGUUCGGAGAGAGAAUCUAAAGCAGCCAUCAGAUGUGGAAAAGAAAACAGAAAAGUCAAAGAAGAAUAAGAAGAAACAAAGAGGAGAUGCUAAAACGGUUCAGGAUCAAUCACGUGCUGAUGGAAAAGAAGCUGAUGAAGGAGCUUGGGAAACAAAAAUCAGUAACAGAGAGAAACGACAGCAGCGUAAACGUGACAAGGUGUUGACUGACACUGGGCCAGAAUCAAAUAUAUCAGCUAUGGAAAAUUCAGUCUCUCUUUCCACUGAACCACUGACUUCUUCUGCAUCCUUUUCAGUUGGUCCUAGAAAAAACAAAGGUGAUACAGUUCUGAAUGUUCAAGUUAAUAAUUCUAAAUCUGGAAAAGGUGAUACUACUCUUCAGCAAGUUCCUUCUGGACUCAAUGAAGGCCCCACAGUAAAUGGAGGCAACUGGAAUGAAAAGCCUGUAAAGAUUUCUCCUCAAAUUAACACAAGUGAAGAGAAAUGGACUCCAGUGUCAUCUGCAGGUGGCAAGAGGAAGAAUGAGACAUCAGCUUGGGGAAAAGAUACUGGAGAUAAUGGAAAUGGGAAGGAUUGGGGAGUGUCUCUGGUGGGCAGAACCUGGGGUGAGCGCACUUUGUUCCCUGGUAUCGCCUGGUCUGGAGUGGAUGGAAGAAUAAACACACCUGAACAGAGUUCUCCUUCAUUUUCUUCUUUGGGAUUAAAUCCUAAAGUUUCUGGAUCCAGCAGUGAGCCCGUUUCCCAGCCUGGAACUACUGAUUUUCAGUGGGAUUUAAACCGUAAUCAGGCACAUGUUGAUGAUGAAUGGUCUGGGCUAAAUGGGCUUUCUUCUGCUGAUCCCACUUCUGAUUGGAAUGCCCCAGCAGAGGAAUGGGGAAACUGGGUUGAAGAAGAAAAGUCUCCUUCCAUUCCACAGCUUGAAGAAGGAUUGUCUGAGGCUCAGAAGGCUACAGAUGAUGAGAAAGAGAAGACAGAACCAACUCUGCAAAAUACUGCAAGUGGUAAAUCCAAAAAGAAAAAGAAGAAAAAGAAAAAGCAAGGGGAAGAGGCUACCUCUCCUGUUCAGGAUGCUGAAGAUCCGGAUAGACAUGCUGGAGAAGAGUUUUCAGAAGAUACCUCACAAGUUCAACAAGAGCAGAUACCUUUCUCUUUAAAAACCAUCAGCACUAGUGAAAAAGCUGAGCCUGAGGAGAUGUCCUCAUUUGCAGUUUCUACUGAGCCAUCUGUAACUGUAUCAGAGAGUGAAUCUGACAAGAUACCUUCCCAAGUGCCACAGAUGUUACAGGAGAUAGAAGUUCCUAUUUCUAACGUUAAGCAAAACAGUGUGCCUCCACCACAGACCAAGUCUGAAGAGAGCUGGGAAUCCCCGAAACAAAUCAAAAAGAAGAAAAAAGCCAGAAGGGAAACAUGAAUUUUCUGAGAUGGACGUGUGUUGCAGAAACACUUGUCGUGAAGAUUAUGCUGUUUAUGCAAUAAUUUGUGAACCUGUACAGAAUUUUAUAUAAAUUUCAACAGAUUUUUUAAAAAACAAACUGCUUUGAAAACAACCUUCUUUAAGAACAGGAACAGAAGGAGAUUGAGUUGGUGACAUACUUUUAACAGGAAAUCUGACAAUACUGAAGAUGCAUUGAAGAGUCUGUAUUUUCAACCAGUGGGGAAAAUAAUUUUUGAAAACGUUGGUAUUGCAACAGUUAUCUCUCUUAUUUCAUGUCAGUUGGAUAAAAUUGAUUGGUCUUAAAUUCCCUAACUGUCUUUAAACCUAGUGUGUCUCUUUUGAAUGGUGCCCAUUCUGAAUUUGUUUAAUGUAUAAAUCAAAGUCUGGUUAGUAAUCUGCCAUAUCUUUCUAAUAAUUAAAAGUAUAAAAACUUAAAAAGUUGUAAGUGCAGAGAGUGACAGGGAUUCUGGAAGCAUUUUCUCCUGAAUAGUGACCUGAUUUGAAUGGUAGUCUUCUUCAGAGAUGGUGUGUACCAGAAUUGUGGCUAAAACCUUUCAGCAAAAUUAUUUCUCUAGUUUAAAAAAUGAUGAUGAUGAUGAUGAUUGUGGUUUAGAUGCAGAACUGAUAGAAACUGGUCAGAACUUCAGCAUGAUUCAUAAAGUUCCUCCUUGAUAGUCUACUACUUGAAUUAGUCAGAUAAUAUAUUUUAAAGAAACUGGGCAGGAUGCUCCAGAUCUGCAUCAUGUUUUAUUCUUUUUAAAGAUAAUAGGUUCGUUCUUGAUAAUUUUUCAUCUCUAUAAUUCUUAAAAGUCAUGUUUCAUUUCUCUUCUGCCCACUUUCCUAUUAUAAUUCCCCUUUUUGGUUGAUUUAAUGUCUUUUUAAGAAAAGUAACUUCCAUAAACUCUUCAAAGGUGUAGUGGAGAUGAAAGAGAAAUAAUGGCUUCAGACAGCUUUAAUUGAUAUUGAGACCACCUGUAUCAGGAAGUGCUUUUUUACUGCCUUAACCUAUGUAGAAUCUGCAUCUAAAGUUCUUAAAUGGGAUAUAUGUUGUUGUUGUUUUUUGUAUUUUUAAAAAAUCAUGCAAGUAUAAUAAUUGUAAAACAACUUUCCUCUUGGAAUAAUUGAUUACAAUGGGAGUUGAGCUGCAUCAUUGCCAGGCACUGUGUAAUUACAUCACAUCAAGCAGGCAGGUAUCUAUCUAUGAAUAGUGCAUGCUCAGCCAUGUACACUGUAUAUAGCCUUUACAAAUGUUUGUGUGUGUUUAAAGGACCAUAAUUAACAUAACUUGGUGAACAUCUAUUAAAGAGAAGCCAUGAUUAUUUGAUGUAAUUGGCUUAGCAUUUUUCUUUUCUUGUGGCAGAGAAGUUGUAACAGCUGUAACCAAUGGUACUUAUUGACUCUCCCAUAAUGUCUCAUUGUAUACAUCUGAAAUUUUGGUAAAAUUAACUUGCAAUGCAAGAACAAUUAAAGCAACAAACUGGAUUUAGUUGUAUUGAAGACAAGCCUUAUUAAUUGAUAGUGUUCCUAAUGAAUACUAAUGUGCACAGGUAUUCCUGUUUCACAGGAACAUGGCAGAUGUUUACAUGUUCAGAUGUUUUUGUUUAAUUCAGUGACAUUUCUAAAUUGAUUUUGUUAAAAUAAAGUGAGCAAAUUGA
Messenger RNA from Anolis carolinensis (green anole), 3849 nucleotides. RefSeq names its product metadherin (gene mtdh). Lineage: Eukaryota; Metazoa; Chordata; Lepidosauria; Squamata; Anolidae. Gene Ontology annotation, cellular component: nucleus. The coding region runs from base 233 to 2170 and encodes 645 amino acids. The record is from RefSeq and is a predicted model, not a curated record. Gene Ontology annotation, biological process: positive regulation of canonical NF-kappaB signal transduction; regulation of transcription by RNA polymerase II; positive regulation of angiogenesis. The transcript has 13 exons. Gene Ontology annotation, molecular function: transcription coregulator activity.